Lipotes vexillifer (Yangtze River dolphin) is the source of this 1227-nucleotide messenger RNA. Its product is annotated as UDP-glucuronosyltransferase 2B4. Gene Ontology annotation, molecular function: glucuronosyltransferase activity. Lineage: Eukaryota; Metazoa; Chordata; Mammalia; Artiodactyla; Lipotidae. The transcript is spliced from 3 exons. The record is from RefSeq and is a predicted model, not a curated record.
AUGAACAAGAUGUCUGUGAAAUGGCUCUCACUUCUGCUGCUACUACAGCUGACUUGCUACUUUAGCUCUGGAAGUUGUGGAAAGGUGCUGGCACGGCCAAUGAAAUACAGUCAUUGGAUGAAUAUGAAGACAAUCCUGGAUGAACUUGUCAUGAGGGGUCAUAAGGUGACUCUUCUGACAACUUCAGCUUCCAUUCUUAUUGAUCCCAACAAACCAUCUGCUAUUAAGUUUGAGACUUUCCCUAUGUCUUUAACUAAAGAUAAUUUGAAGCAUGCCAUCAAGCAUUUGGUAGAGAAAUGGACAUAUCUGGCAAAAAAUUCAUUGUGGACAUAUUUUUCAUCAUUGAGAAGUUUAUUUUGGGAACUUUCUGAUAUGCUUAUGAAUAUCUGUAAAGAUGUUGUUUCGAAAAAGAAGAUGAUGAUAAAACUACAUUAAUCAAGUUUUGAUGUUGUUCUUGCAGAUGCUGUUGGAUCCUGUGGUGAGCUGCUGGCUGAGGUACUUAAAGUAACUUUAGUGUACAGUCUCCACUUCUCUCCUGGCUAUUCAGCUGAAAAGUAUAGUGGAAGACUUCCAUUCCCACCAUCCUAUGUACCUGCUACGUUUUCAGAAUUAAGUGAUCACAUGACAUUCACGGAGAGGGUCAAAAAUAUGAUAUAUGCACUUUAUUUUGACUUUUGGUUCCAGACAUUUAAUGAGAAGAAAUGGAAUCAGUUUUACAGCGAAGUACUAGGAAGACCGACUACAUUAUUAAAGACAAUGGGGAAAGCUGAAAUGUGGCUCAUUCAAACAUACUGGGAUUUUGAAUUUCCUCUCCCACUGCUACCAAAUUUUCAAUUUGUUGGAGGCCUCCACUGCAAACCAGCCAAACCCCUGCCUAAGACAGGGCAGAGAGAGGUCAGCCCUAGUGGCUGCUGCCUCACUGGGCUCCCCAGUCCAAGCCAAGCAAACACUCCUACCUCGCCCACUCCACACCACAGCUUGGCCCCGGAUCUAGAGAGAUUUCCCACCAACUGUGAAAAGAUUCAAUCUUGGGACGCAGAGGUGGCCUGGGGCCUGGGGUGUUUGCAGGUGGGAUGGUGGAGGCCAUUGUUGGUGCUUACUAAGACAGCACCCCAUAAGCAGCCCAGACUUCUGAUGGCAGCACAGCUCUUGAACUCCUGUGACCACAAGUACGCAAUCCCAGAUGAGCAAAUGCUCCAGCCCUGCCCACUUGAUGCCACAACCUAG